Sesamum indicum (sesame) is the source of this 2063-nucleotide messenger RNA. Its product is annotated as Apoptosis inhibitory protein 5 (API5). Gene Ontology annotation, biological process: regulation of programmed cell death. NCBI's taxonomy places the organism in Eukaryota, Viridiplantae, Streptophyta, Magnoliopsida, Lamiales, Pedaliaceae. Gene Ontology annotation, molecular function: mRNA binding. The record is from RefSeq and is a predicted model, not a curated record. Gene Ontology annotation, cellular component: nucleus.
UCAAAAAAAGAAAAACAAGAAAAAACAAAAAAUAAAUAAAUAAAAAUAUUUUAGCAGCAGAAGAGGCGCGUUACGGUCUCCGCUAUUUCCCCACUCGUCGCUGCAACAAAAGCCCUAAAGCUAAUAAAUCUCUCACCCGAGUCAACUCAGUCCUCUCACCUGGACUCUUACUCAUCGUCAUAGGACAAUACAUACAGGUUUUCUGUAUCUCGAGACAGGCAUUGACUGAUAGAAAUGACGGAGGGCUCCGACGACGCCAAGGACAUCGAGAAGCUCUACGAGUACGGGGAACGCCUCAACGAAGUCAAGGACAAGUCCCAGCAUGCUGAGGAUUAUGAGAACAUAAUAAAGGCGGCAAAGAGCAGCAGUGUGAAAGCGAGGCAAUUGGCUGCGCAACUAAUCCCUCGGUUCUUCAAGUACUUUCCUGGUCUAUCGGUUAAUGCAGUUGAUGCACAUCUUGAUUUGUGUGAAGCUGAAGAACUAGGGAUACGGGUGCAAGCAAUUCGUGGGCUUCCUCUUUUCUGCAAGGAUACACCAGAGCAUCUUUCUAAAAUUGUUGACAUUCUUGCCCAGCUCCUCACUGCUGAGGAAAAUGUGGAGCGUGAUGCAGUACAUAAAGCACUAUUGUCCUUAUUGAGGCAGGAUGUAAAAGCCUCUUUGACAGCCCUCUUUAAGCAUAUUGAGAGUGUUGACGAGCAGAUAACGGAUGAAAAUUUACGUGAGAGGACCCUACUUUUCAUUAGAGACAAGGUCUUUCCACUUAAAUCUGAGCUCUUGAAGCCAUCGGAGCAAAUGGAAAGGCACAUAACUGAUUUGAUAAAAAAGAGCCUUCAAGAUGUGACUGGAGCUGAAUUCAAGAUGUUUAUGGAUUUCUUAAAAAGCUUAGGCAUGUUUGGUGAGAAAGCUCCUCCAGAGCGGAUCCAAGAACUUAUUGAAAUUAUCGAAAGUCAAGCUGAUCUGGAUGCCCAAUUUAAUGUUACAGAUGGAGAUCAUAUAGAUCGACUGAUAUCAUGUCUGUUUAUGGCUCUUCCGUUUUUUGAGAGGGGUGCAUCUAAUAGCAAGUUUUUCAACUAUUUGAACAAGCACAUUUUUCCUGUUUUUGAUAAGCUUCCCGAAGAACGAAAAGUGGACCUGCUUAAAAACCUUGCUGAGAGUUCGCCUUACACCUCCCCACAAGACUCGAGACAAGUUCUCCCUGCUGUUGUUCUUCUCUUAAAGAAGACAAUGCCCCGAAGAAAAGCAGGAGAAGAGAUGAACUUUACUUAUGUUGAGUGUUUGCUGUAUACAUUCCACCAUUUGGCUCACAAGGCACCAAAUGCAACUAAUAGUUUGUGCGGUUACAAGAUUGUGACUGGGCAACCCUCAGAUAGGCUUGGAGAGGACUUCUCAGAUCAAUACAAAGAUUUCUCUGAGCGAUUGAAUUGUGUUGAAGAUCUAGCCCGGGCUACCAUGAAGAAGUUGACUCAGGGAAUGGUGGAGCACAAUAAGGCACUGGCAGCUGCUGCAUCUGAUGAGGCAAAGGCUAGCAUUAAAAUACAAAAGCAGAACACCACAACUGGAUUAAGGACUUGCAAUAACAUCUUGGAUAUGACGCAGCCUUUGCACUCCAAGACACCUUCAUUUAUUGGAGAUAAGAGAAUAGAUUUAUCUUGGAAAGAAGCAGUGAAACCGUCAGCUACAUCAACUGCUGCUGCUGUAGGGAAGCGACCUGGUGCACAGAAUGGUGCUGGCAAUAACCCUUCGAAAAAGGGGCGUGGAGGUGGCUGUACACAAACUCAGCCCUCUAAUAGGGCAUUUGAUGGUCUACCAUAUGGAGGAAGAAAUGUUGGGGGUAGAGGCAGGGGACGCGGGCGACGAGGGAGGGGAAGGGGAAGGGGAUUCCGGUAGCUUUAUUUCUGCCAUCAUUAUAUAAAAACGUUGGAACUUGUUGAUAGACCGGAAUAUGCGAGGUUUGAAUCAAAUUGCACUAAUAUACACCACAAUUAUGUAUUUUGAGCAAUUUUGAUGAGGGGGAGAGAGGGAUUGAAAAUUUAUCUUUCAAUUAAUUUGAGAUCUUCUAUUUC